Cydia splendana is the source of this 485-nucleotide messenger RNA. It is a transcript of the gene Pdrg1, whose product is annotated as p53 and DNA damage-regulated protein 1. The coding region runs from base 41 to 436 and encodes 131 amino acids. Lineage: Eukaryota; Metazoa; Arthropoda; Insecta; Lepidoptera; Tortricidae. The transcript has a single exon. The record is from RefSeq and is a predicted model, not a curated record.
AAAAAUAAACUAAAAUUACUGUCAAUAUUUGGUUUUGAAUAUGAAUGAUCAAGAAAAACUGUUCAAGUACUUGGAAAGUGUGGAAAAACUAGCAGAGGAAAUAUUGAGUGACCGAAGAGAGAUAGUAUUAUUAGAUAAGCGAAGAAAUCAAAACCGAGAGGCGCUGCGGGAGCUAUCGAAGUCAUCACAAAAUAAACAUUGGAUCACCGUCGGAUCAGUGCUUAUCAAAUACAACGAUAAAACUACCAAGGAACUUCUAGAAGCAGAUCAGAAGCAGCUGAAUAUUGAUAUUAAUAAACUGCGAAGUGAAUUGAAAGUGAAGGUGAACAAUUUGAGAGAUUUGGAGAUGCAACCGGCAGUUCCUGGGCUCAUGCUGGUGCCUAUGUCGCAGAAGGAAACUGCUGCUAUGUCAAAUGCGGGACUUUUCUCACCCUAGUUGAAGAAGCUACUAAAUUGAAUUGAAUUGUAAAUAUACCACAAUAAUU